Molecule: messenger RNA, 1227 nt
Organism: Metarhizium album ARSEF 1941
Lineage: Eukaryota; Fungi; Ascomycota; Sordariomycetes; Hypocreales; Clavicipitaceae
Product: Pleckstrin-domain containing protein
Exons: 3
Coding region: 1-1227 (408 amino acids)
Source: RefSeq, a predicted model, not a curated record
AUGGACCGCACCGGCGCCUCGAUUCGUGAAGAUGGACAAGCGACUGUGUCGUCUACGCCGCCUCCUCGGCGGCGUUAUUCCAUGGAGGAGGAUCUCCACUACAAUCGCGUAAUGGCCGCCCCCCGACGACGACUCUCCCAACCGGAGGCCUGCGAGCCCUAUCCUAACGACUCAGAUGUUGGCGAGGAGAAUCCGGGGCCAGGCCGGAGGAAAGGGAGUCGAGCCGUGUUCGACCAGUCAAACGAAACCGAAGGAGAAGGAACCGAAUCGCUUCCAAACUACCAGAGUUCAUUGUACAUCGAAGGAGUAUUCUCCAAGAAACAUGAGAUUGAAAACACCACAAAACGAGCCGAGGAUCGUCACUGGCACACCAGAUUUGUCACUCUAAACGGAACUGCCCUCAAUGUGUAUACCGUAAAGAAGGACUGGGGAUGGGGUCGAAGCCGAGAUGGCCCUUCGAUAUGCCCCGACAACCCUCCGUGGGUAAGGAAGUCGAAGCUUGAGAAGAGCUAUAGCCUGAUACAUGCCGAUGCUGGUAUCGCAGCUGACUAUACAAAACGGCGAUACGUCAUUCGUAUCAGGGCAGAGACUGACCAGUUUCUUUUGUCGUGUAUCGAAUUGGCCACGUUUGUUAAAUGGCUCGAGGCCUUGUUUGCAGCCAUCGAUGUUGCCGCCCCUAUUGAUGACCGGGACUUUCCCCGGGACAUGUCAAUUCCUCGUAUUCAACGCAUUCGAUGGUUUCAGGGCCAAUCUCCUGCGCUCCCCGGCUAUGCCACAUCUGUUGAGCAGUCGAGAAACAACGAGACGUCUGAGGAGGGCCCGGAAUUGUCCAACACGACGACACGAGCGGGUGCCAGCACAGGCUCCUCGUCUGCAUCUGCACUGCGACCAGCACCAGUUCCGCAACCGCCGCAGGAGGCAUCCUCCAACGCACCUCCGAGAAUGGAACCUCUCAGCCGUCGCCUCAGUACCUCUUCUUAUCCCAAUCCAUCAGUCGACCCGCAUACUGGAAAGUGGUUUCCUGAACACAGGUGGUCGAAUGCCCACGAUUUGCUGUACGCUAAACUGUGCUACAGCAACUUGUUAUUUAGAAGCCCUCGGAAAUCCAACUACAUAAUCAGCAAGGAAUCUAGUGGCCAAGAGUUUGUCAAGAUCCGACGAGUUUCGAGUCUGUUGGACCAUUUGGACAGAAAGGUCUCGACUCCUCGACAUGAGUGCCAACAUUGA